Raphanus sativus (radish) is the source of this 2130-nucleotide messenger RNA. RefSeq lists its product as uncharacterized. The transcript has 4 exons. The record is from RefSeq and is a predicted model, not a curated record. NCBI's taxonomy places the organism in Eukaryota, Viridiplantae, Streptophyta, Magnoliopsida, Brassicales, Brassicaceae. Bases 1 to 2130 code for a protein of 709 amino acids.
AUGAGUCAAAAAGAAAGCUCCGGUGAAAUUCAAAUCUUUGCUUCCGGUGCUCGUCUUAUGAAGGUUAAACAAGAGGCCGGAGAGAAGAUGAAGAAAGACGCCAAGAAGGCUAAAGAUUUGAUUGGACCGAGAGUCAAGAGGAUGAAGAAGAAAUAUGGCAAGAGCACCUCCUCUUGUCUUCACUCUCCCUCGCUGUUGAAGAGUCAGGAUGUCGUUAAUCUUGUCGUUCAAGCUCACGGCAAGAGCGAUCUAGCCAGGGCUUGUACUGACGAUGAAACUCCUGAAACUGUUCCGGAGGGUUGGUUCUGUAUUCAUGAGAAAUACAUCUCCAAAUGCCACCUUAGGUUCCCUCUCCCAACCCUCUUGCUAGACCUCCUAGAUCACUAUCAGCUGGCCCUUUCCCAACUUUGCCCCUCGGUUAUCCGAUUGGUGAACGGAUUCAUCACCAGGGCUAAAGAAGAAGGAGUUAUCGUAGGGUUGAGUGAGCUGAUGAGUCUGUUCCUGAUAAAGGAAAGCUCUUCCAAGGAUGGCGGAGGCGGGACCUAUUACCUCCCAUGUCGUCCGGGGCUAGAGAUUGAGGACCCUGUCAAGUUAUCCGGUAAACUCACCAGAGCUAUCCACAGGAUGCUGCAGCACAGCCCUAAUACUUGGGGAGCUUAUACUACUUCGAGAGUUGGAUCAGCUAGGUUCCCUGAACGAUACAAGACUUCCUUUCCUGAUUCAGUCACAGUUGCUGGUCUAGAAGUCUCGUCUGGAGCCAGUACCUCUGAAAAAACUCAGUCACAGAAGAUGCCUAUUCAGCCCUCAUUCCGUUCCAGGGGCCGAUCAACUAAGGCUGCCAGCUCCUCUCGGGGAAGCGACAAGAAUCAAGGAGGAUCCUUCCUCAGCACGGUGAAUGAUGUUCUUGAUGAUGGAGGCUCUGCUCCUGCCAAAGAUGCCAGUUAUUCUGAGCCUAAGGUUCAGGAAGUUGUCCCUCACCCUGAGGUUCCGGAGGUGGAAGCUGAUCCUCAGAUGGCGAAGGAUACUCAUGAAUUUGAGCCUCCGAGGAGCAAGAGGUCCAGGACCGACCAAGUUGACAGACCUUCUAGGUCUUCCUCUUGUUCCUCUAGAGGAGGAACCGUCGGCUGGAACUUCACUCACUCGAAGCCUGGAUCAGUCUUUGAUGACUCGUGGGGUUUGGCCACGCUAAUGAGGCAUAUGAAGAGAAUCGGGUGCGCCCUUCCCUCAACCGCUAAUCUCACGAACAAGGAAGAGUAUGUUGAGAUUGCCCACUUCAUGGGUCAGCUAGCUGGAGCUAUCAACAGGGCUCAGUUCAAGUUUGAAGAAACUGUUCACAAUGCCCCCAACGCUGGUGAGCUAGCUCAGGUUACUGAGCUAAUUAGAGCUACUAAAGUAGAGCUUGACCAAGCUCGGGUUCAGGUCUCUGAACUCCAAGCUGAGGUCAAGAGACUUGGAUCCAAAGCCGACAUCCAGCAAGGGAAAAUUGAGAGUCAAACGGUGGACAUCCAGGUGAAGAGCCGGAAGAUCGCUGAGUUAGAGUCUGCUCGGAAGAUAGCCGAGUAUCAGGUCAAUGAACUGAUUGCUUCGUCCCAAGACAGCCAGAAGAACAUCGAAGCUGAGGUCAAAUUGGUUGUUAGGAGAGGAAAGAAAGAGGUAGCUGAUGCCUACAACAAGAUCUUGGCCUCCGUGAAAGAGAAGUUUGCCAAGAAGAAGGAUGAGGUCGAGCUCCAUAUUUAUGCUCAAGAACUUCAGGCCAACACUGACCUUUUGAAGGAUAUGAUGGAGAAUGAAAUCCAGAAUGCUGAGGACGAGUAUAAUCGUCUAAUGACCUUGAUGCCAGAGGCGGCUGCUGCGUACGAGAAGGCGCAAGUCUCAGACUUCUCGAUCAGCAAGCUUCCUCUUCCUCAACUCUCUGAGAGCUCAGGUACUUUUGAGAUCAAUAUGUUCAAUCUCCCCUUUUCUGGAGAGUAUGGUUCUAACUUAGGUUUGGUGGACCCUGAUUUAGCUCCAAUCGAGGCAUCCGAAAUGGGGGAUGAUAAGGAGGCAGAUGAGGGAGGUCCAGCCAAAGAAGGUGAACCAUCUGAAGGAGAUAAGAGUGUCGGGAGGAGCUUCCGUGAUGAUGAUGUCUAA